Molecule: messenger RNA, 909 nt
Organism: Ascochyta rabiei
Lineage: Eukaryota; Fungi; Ascomycota; Dothideomycetes; Pleosporales; Didymellaceae
Exons: 1
Coding region: 1-909 (302 amino acids)
Source: RefSeq, a predicted model, not a curated record
AUGGGCUUAUUGCGGGACCGACGUGCACCUACGGAGCUGAAUGGUAGGCAAAAGGAAGAGCUACAGAAGGAUGUAAUACUGGUGUCCCUUUGCAAAGAUAGGGCGGCUUACAGACAACAACUUUACGAAGAAGGGUUCUAUCCGCUAGAGAAGGCCAAAGGGAUAACUCUCUACAAGAACUACGAAGAGACGAAGCGGAAAAUUGGUAGCAUAUAUCAACGGCUGUAUAGAGAACACUUGGAUAAAGCCAUUCGCGAGUUCCACGACUCUGUCGAUACUAUCAAGGUUGCCAGACAACUCAGUGGAAAGGCUGCGGGUGAGGUUCUAACACUACCAGCCGCUGAGUUCGAACUCAAAGAGCGAGCCACCAUCGCCAGCAUGCUUUUCAGGCCAUUCGAAAACGACAAGACUCGCGUUGAAUUCGUUCGCACCUCGGCUCGACUUUGUCAGCUACAAGAGACACGUCAGCCCAAGGCUUUGAAGCGAAAGAUGGAACAAUUUGUCGCAGUUGGAGACAACGGUGUGCUUUCUCUAAGAAAGUGCAGUAAAGGUCAUCCCAGUCUUGAGGUCUUCUCCCUGCCACAGUGUCGGAAUGGCGAGACUGUCGACCACGACCCUGGUGCAUCCAGGAGCGAGGAGCCCAAGGAGGUCCAGUGCCAGCACACAUACCCUAUCGUGCUCCACCAACCCGUAUGCCUGAUCUGUAUAGGCAACAAGGAGUUCACAUACGACAGAAGGAUGCGCCACAUACCGCGAAAAGACGUUCUCAACAAGCACGUAGAGACUCAUUUUCGUCUCCCGGAAUACCAAAUGGAGUUCCAAUGCCGCCAUCCUCAUUGCUGUGCUAUUCUGCAUGGUGUGUCGCACUUCAAGAGGCAUGCCCUUGAAAUACAUGGAGUAUCUCACUGA